AUGAAAAUGAACACUGAGAGCAGGUUGAUGACCCUUUGGGUUGUGAUCUCUGUGGCACUUUGUUCCAGUGUUAGAAACUCAGUAUCAGCUUCGAAGCAGUGCCAUUUCCCUGCCAUCUUCAACUUUGGUGACUCCAAUUCUGACACUGGAGGCCUCUCUGCUGCCUUUGGACAGGCUGGCCCUCCCCAUGGGGAGUCCUACUUCCAUCACCCUGCUGGCCGUUACUGUGAUGGCCGUCUCAUUGCUGAUUUCAUAGGAUUCAAAUUCAUCAUAUUUCAAGAGACUAGUUGGACUUGUUUCCCUAACAAAUGUCCUAUCUUAUGCAUCGCCACACUCUCCAAAUCCAACGCCCUCGUCAAAAUCGUAAAACCCCACCCUAAUAUCAGCCUCAUCAUAACUCCCCUCCGUCAGAUUCAACCCCGGAACAGCCCUACCCCAUCGCGCGAACGCCCUCCUGAACACCUCAGUCGUGUUCCCCGGAAUCCUUCUUGUCGGGAAGAACCCGUACGUAAGCCUCAUCCCGGAGAACCACCGCCGCCCGGCCUUGGGCCACGACACAUUCCCCACGGCGGAGAACUCGAAGUUCACGUCCGGGACGCCGCACCGCGGCAGCGAAAGUUGGUGGAACGUCUCGUUGGUUACCCUAACAAAUGUCCUAUCUUAUGCAUCGCCACACUCUCCAAAUCCAACGCCCUCGUCAAAAUCGUAAAACCCCACCCUAAUAUCAGCCUCAUCAUAACUCCCCUCCGUCAGAUUCAACCUCGGAACAGCCCUACCCCAUCGCGCGAACGCCCUCUUGAACACCUCAGUCGCGUUCCCCGGAAUCCUUCUCGUCGGGAAGAACCCGUACGUGAGCCUCAUCCCGGAGAACCACUGCCGCCCGGCCUUGGGCCACGACACAUUCCCCACGGCGGAGAACUCGAAGUUCACGUCCGGGACGCCGCACCGCGGCAGCGAAAGUUGGUGGAACGUCUCGUUGCUAAGAAGCUGGGCCUGCCUUAUUUGAAUGCAUUUCUUGAUUCUGUGGGGUCAAAUUAUAGCCAUGGAGCCAACUUUGCAACUGCUGGAUCCACCAUUAGACCUCAGAACACAACCCUUCAUCAAACUGGAGGGUUCAGCCCUUUCUCUUUGGAUGUUCAAUUCAAUCAAUUCAGUGAUUUCCAACGCAGGACCCAGUUUUUUCGCAGCAAAGGUGGAGUAUAUAAAACAAUGUUACCAAAAGCAGAAGAUUUUUCUCGAGCAUUGUACACGUUUGAUAUUGGUCAAAAUGACUUGACAUCCGGUUUCUUCCACAACAUGUCCACGGAUCAAGUUAAAGCAUAUGUUCCAGAUGUUUUGGCUCAAUUCAAGACCGUAAUCAAGUAUGUAUAUAAUCAUGGAGGAAGGUCAUUUUGGGUUCACAAUACGGGUCCAGCUGGUUGUUUGCCAUACAUAAUGGAGCUUCACCCUGUAAAAUCAUCAUUGGUGGACAAAUCAGGAUGUGCAACCCCUUACAAUGAAGUGGCCAAGUUCUUCAAUAGUGAAUUGAAAGAGAUUGUGGUUCAACUCAGAAAAGAGCUUCCCCUAGCUGCCAUCACGUAUGUUGAUGUUUACUCUGUGAAGUACUCUCUCAUUAGUCAGCCAAAGAAGCAUGGUUUUGAGGAACCAUUGAGAGCAUGUUGUGGACAUGGUGGUAAGUACAACUACAAUUUACACAUUGGAUGUGGUGCUAAGAUUAAGAUUCAUGGGAAAGAGAUUCUGGUGGGGAAGCCAUGCAAGGAUCCAUCUGUUUGGGUUAAUUGGGAUGGUGUUCAUUACACGGAGGCUGCAAACAAAUGGGUGCUUGAACGGAUUGUUGAUGGUGCAUUUUCUGAUCCACCUAUUCCUUUGAACAUGGCUUGUCAUAAGCAUCUUUGA
Messenger RNA from Sphenostylis stenocarpa, 1896 nucleotides. Lineage: Eukaryota; Viridiplantae; Streptophyta; Magnoliopsida; Fabales; Fabaceae. The record is from the annotation of a GenBank genome assembly.